Messenger RNA from Aspergillus bombycis, 1338 nucleotides. RefSeq names its product putative MFS monocarboxylate transporter. Gene Ontology annotation, biological process: transmembrane transport. NCBI's taxonomy places the organism in Eukaryota, Fungi, Ascomycota, Eurotiomycetes, Eurotiales, Aspergillaceae. Bases 1 to 1338 code for a protein of 445 amino acids. The transcript has 3 exons. The record is from RefSeq and is a predicted model, not a curated record. Gene Ontology annotation, cellular component: fungal-type vacuole membrane. Gene Ontology annotation, molecular function: transmembrane transporter activity.
AUGACAGACAUGGGAAUGCAAGAGAAAUUCUCCGGGCAAGCCUCCCGAGACGAUGAUCACGCCCAGUAUCCCGAUCAACGCCAGGAACAGACCGACAGUGCAGAACCAGAAAAGCCACCUCCCAACGGAGGUCUGAAUUCGUGGCUCAAUGUGGCGGCGGCCUUCUGUGUUUUUGUCAACACCUGGGGGUUAAUCACCACAUUUGGUGCGUUUCAGGAGUACUAUCGAACCGUAUUGCUGCGCGACCAAUCCUCCUCGGCGAUCUCAUGGAUUGGUAGCAUUCAAGCCACUCUGAUCCCCAUGGUGGGAAUGGUCACGGGGCCACUGGUUGACGCCGGAUAUCUGCGUAUACUAAUCUUGUCUGGCAGUUUUCUCAUCGUAUUUGGCAUGAUGAUGACAAGUCUAGCGACAGAGUACUAUCAGGUACUGCUAUCACAAGCCUUUUGUACGGGUUUAGGUGGAGGAGUCUCCUACAUCCCCGCCAUGGUGGUGUUAUCCUCCUCAUUUACGACGAAACGAGCAGUGGCAGUCGGCUGUGCAUCAAUCGGGUCCAGCGUUGGCAGUGUCAUCUUCCCGAUUAUGUUUCGUCGCCUGCAGCCGAUGAUUGGAUUUCCUUGGGCAGUUCGCUGCAUAGGGUUCAUCAAUCUAUUCAUGGCCAUCAUCGCGUGCUCGAUCCUAUGCCGCCAUCCGGGCAAGAAAACCCGUGCGCGAAGUCUAGUUGAGUGGAGAGCUCUGAAACAACCAACUUUCAUGCUCCUAUCGGUAUCCCUUACCUGCGUCAUGCUCGCCUACUACGUUCCGAUUUUCUACGUUGCCACCUACGCACGGGUGAAACUGAACACGGAAACGAACCUGUCUUUCUACCUCGUGUCCAUCAUCAAUGGAGCCUCGGCAUUCGGACGAACCGUCCCUUACCUGUUGGGCUCUCGUAUCAACACCAUGUUCGUCCUGAUCUCGUGCACCGCUGCAUCGGCAGUCGCCAUGUACACCUGGAUUGCAACCAGCAAUACGGCGGGAUUCAUUGUCUGGGCCUGUUAUUGGGGUUUCUUGAGUGGGGUCCUGGUCACCGCACCGACCUCAAUCGUUGCGCACCCUGUUUUCACUCCGGACAAGAACUACCUCGGGACUCGCAUGGGCAUGAUGUGGGGAAUCAGUUCCUUCGGAGCGUUGGCCGGGGCCCCCAUUGCGGGAGCCUUGGUCGAUCUUGAACAUAAGAACUUUGUUCGGGCCCAGGUGUUUGCCGGGAGUCUGAUGGUGGGGGCUGUGCUGCUACAAAUGUGGCCGACUAUUACUGCACUUCGGUACGAUCGUAAUAAAGAUCGAGAGGCCAAGCAAUAA